Molecule: messenger RNA, 6268 nt
Organism: Aquila chrysaetos chrysaetos
Lineage: Eukaryota; Metazoa; Chordata; Aves; Accipitriformes; Accipitridae
Gene: DHX29
Product: DExH-box helicase 29
Exons: 27
Coding region: 45-4133 (1362 amino acids)
Biological process (GO): translational initiation
Cellular component (GO): intracellular anatomical structure
Molecular function (GO): RNA helicase activity; RNA binding; ATP binding
Source: RefSeq, a predicted model, not a curated record
GAUCGAGGGGGUCGGACCGGUCCGCUUGCGGGCGAGGGCCUGCCAUGGGCGGCCGCAACAAGAAGCAGCGGGCGGGCAGCGCGGCCCGUACCGCCUCCGCCGCCACCGCCGCCGCCCGGGCUCGAGCGGCUGCCGAGGCCGGCGCCGCCGCGGAGGCAGGCAGCCGAGCCGCGCCGCGGCCGCCUCUCGCCUCCAAGGAGCCGCGCGUCAAGCAAGGUCCAAAAACUUACAGUUUUAGUUCAACAACAGAUUCCAGUGCUGCUGCAAAUCUUGAUAAAUCUGUUCUUAAGGUGAUGAUAAAUGGUAAUUUGGAGAAAAGGAUUAUUGAUGUAAUCAAUGACCAUAAAAACCAAAAUGAUGACAAAGGAAUGAUUUCCAGAAGACUUACUGCUAAGAAACUACAGGAUGUAUAUAUGGCUUUACAAAGAUUCUCUUUUAAGACUGACCACAUUGAAGAAGCAAUGAAAAAUACACUUCUGUAUGGUGGUGAUCUUCACUCUGCUCUUGAUUGGCUUUGUUUAAACCUUCCUGAUGAUGCCUUGCCUGAAGGUUUUAGCCAGCAGUUUGAAGAACAGCAACAGAAGCCUAGAGCAAAAUUUUGUUCUCCUGUGUCACAACGUGAACCUCCACCUUGCUCAAUAGAUAACAAAAAGAAAGAAAAUGGCCCUGAAACUAAGGAAAUGAAUGGGGGGAAGGAGAAAGAAGUGAGUAUGAAGGAGUGGAUUUUGCGAUAUGCUGAGCAACAAAGUGAUGAAGAGAAGAAUGAGUCUGUGAAAGAGUCAGACGAAGAAAAGUGUGACCCAAAUGAGAGGUAUGUACAUCUGGCUGCCAAGCUUUCAGAAGAAAAAGACCAAGCAAGCAUCUCCAAGCAAGACAAAGACAAGCAAGGCCAGAAGGUAGCACAGGAGAAAAUAAGAAGAAUUCAGCAAGAAAUGGCAAUACUUGAAGAACAUCCGGUAUUUAAUCCGGCAAUAAAGAUUUCAAACCAACAGCAAAAUGAGAAGAAAAAAACUCCCUUACCUCAGUCUCAAGAAACCACUUUGAAUUUGAGCCUGCUUGAAAAACCAGAUGGUGCUGCAAAGGAAGACAAAGUGAAAAAGAAAGAACCGCUAGAUAUAAGAAAUUUUGAUUAUAGUGCUCGAAGCUGGACCGGUAAAUCUCCAAAACAAUUUUUGAUUGACUGGUGCAGGAAGAAUUUUCCCAAGAGCCCAAAUCCGGCUUUUGAAAAGGUUCCAGUUGGAAAAUAUUGGAAAUGUAGGGUCAAGAUUACCAAAUCAUCAGAUGAUGUAAUGGCAAUGUGUCCUACAAUUGUAACAGAAGAUAGUAUGCAAGCGCAACAUCUAGCUGCUACUUUGGCACUCUAUCAUUUAACCAAAGGGCAGUCAGUUCAUCAGUUACUGCCUCCUACCUACCGAGAUGUCUGGCUGGAAUGGAGGGAUAUUGAAAAGAAAAAGGAAGAAGAAAACAAGAUAGAAACCAACAAACCUCGUGAUAACUUUAUUGCUAGAUUAUUAAACAAACUCAAACAACAACAACAGAUACAGUCUGAAAACCAACUAAAAGUAUCUGAGGGUCCUGAAGAUUCCUGGGAAAAUUUAGUUUCUGAUGAGGAGUUCAGCAGUCUCUCCCUUGAGACCUCAGACACAGAUGAUUUGGAACCUUCAAGGAUUUUGUUCAAAAAGCUGCAAAGUUCCUCCAGAUACCAGAGGCUUCUGAAAGACAGACAGGAGUUACCUGUGUUUAAGCACAGAUACUCGAUUGUAGAAACCCUUAAAAAACAUCGAGUAGUUGUUGUGGCUGGUGAAACAGGCAGUGGGAAGAGUACCCAGGUGCCCCAUUUCCUGUUGGAAGACUUGUUGCUAGAUGAAGGAUCAAAUAAAUGUAAUAUUGUUUGCACACAACCCCGAAGAAUCUCAGCAGUGAGUUUGGCAACCAGGGUUUGUGAAGAGCUAGGCUGCGAAUCAGGACCAGGAGGAAAAAAUUCCCUGUGUGGAUAUCAGAUUCGUAUGGAAUCCAGAACAGGAGAAGCCACCAGGCUACUGUACUGUACAACAGGUGUCCUGCUUCGGAAACUUCAAGAAGAUGGUCUUCUUUCAAGUAUAUCGCAUGUUAUUGUAGAUGAGGUACAUGAAAGAAGUGUCCAGUCUGAUUUCCUCCUAGUUAUUCUGAAGGAGAUCUUGCAUAAGCGUUCAGACCUGCAUCUGAUUUUAAUGAGUGCUACUGUAGACAGUGAGAAGUUUUCCAGCUAUUUCUCACACUGUCCCAUUUUAAGGAUCUCAGGGAGGAGUUACCCUGUUGAGGUUUUCCAUGUUGAAGAUGUAAUUGAAGCAACUGGCUAUGUUCUGGAGAAAGACUCAGAAUAUUGUCAGAAGUUCUUGGAGGAGGAGGAGGAGGAAGUAAGAAUAAAUGUUACUGGCAAAGGAGGAAGCACUACAAAGUAUCAGGAGUAUGUCCCAAUCCAGUCUGGAUCUGGUAUUGAUUUGGCUCCUUACUAUGCGAAGUAUAGCAGUCGUACACAGCAGGCUAUCUUCUAUAUGAAUCCUUACAAGGUCAACCUUGAACUUAUUUUGGAGUUGCUUGCAUACUUAGAUAGAAGUCCUCAGUUCAAGAACAUUGAGGGUGCUGUGCUGAUCUUUUUACCAGGCCUUGCCCAUAUCCAACAGCUGUAUGAUCUCAUUUCAACUGACAGAAGAUUUAACUUGCGUGACAGGCACAGGUUGAUAGCUUUGCAUUCUGUUCUGUCAACUCAAGAUCAAGCAGCUGCAUUUACAAUACCUCCCCUUGGUAUCAGAAAGAUUGUUUUGGCAACCAAUAUAGCAGAGACAGGUAUUACAAUACCAGAUGUUGUCUUUGUAAUUGAUACUGGGAGAACAAAAGAAAAUAGGUAUCACGAAAGUAGUCAGAUGAGUUCCCUGGAGGAGACCUUUGUUAGUAAAGCUAGUGCUCUGCAGCGACAAGGAAGAGCUGGGCGUGUUAGGGAUGGAUUCUGCUUCCGAAUGUACACAAGAGACAGGUUUGAAAGUUUCAUGGAAUACUCUGUUCCAGAAAUAUUGCGUGUGCCUUUGGAGGAAUUAUGCCUUCAUAUUAUGAAAUGCAAUCUUGGCUCUCCUGAAGACUUCCUUUCCAGAGCAUUAGACCCGCCACAGCAACAAGUAAUUGGUAAUGCAAUGAACCUGUUGAGGAAGAUUGGGGCUUGUCUGUUAAAUGAGCCCAAGCUGACUCCAUUGGGCCAGCACCUUGCAGCCCUUCCUGUCAAUGUAAAGAUUGGCAAAAUGCUUAUAUUUGGUGCUAUAUUCGGCUGCUUGGAUCCUGUGGCAACUCUGGCUGCUGUUAUGACAGAAAAAUCCCCAUUUACUACGCCAAUUGGUCGAAAAGAUGAAGCAGAUCUUGCAAAAUCAUCUCUAGCAAUGGCAGUUUCAGACCAUAUAACAAUCUACAAUGCUUAUCUGGGGUGGAAAAGGGCUCGACAAGAAGGGGGGUAUCGUGCUGAAAUGACUUAUUGCAGAAGAAAUUUCCUUAAUAGGACUUCACUGUUAACUCUGGAGGAUGUGAAGCAAGAACUCAUAAGGGUGGUCAGAGCAGCAGGCUUCACAGCACCUACAACACAAUGUGGAUGGGAUGGAAAUGGAGCCACACAAUCCCUUUCUCUCCAAGAAAUAGCUCUUCUUAAAGCUGUGUUGACUGCAGGGCUGUAUGACAACGUAGGAAAAAUAAUGUAUACAAAGUCUGUGGAUAUUACAGAGAAGCUGGCUUGUAUGGUAGAAACAGCUCAGGGUAAAGCACAAGUGCAUCCCUCCUCUGUAAAUCGAGACUUGCAGACAUACGGAUGGCUCCUUUACCAGGAGAAGGUGAGGUACACUAAGGUAUAUUUGAGAGAGACUACUUUAAUAUCCCCCUUUCCCAUUUUGCUUUUUGGUGGGGAUAUAGAAGUCCAGCAUCGGGAGCGCCUCCUGACAGUUGAUGGCUGGAUCCAUUUUCAGGCUCCUGUAAAGAUAGCAGUAAUUUUCAAACAGCUGAGAGUUCUCAUUGAGUCUGUUUUAAAGAAGAAGCUUGAAAAUCCUAAAAUGUCACUUGAAGAUGACAAGGUCUUACACAUCAUCAAAGAACUGAUAAAAACAGAGAAUGGUAACUGAAACCAGGAAUCAGUAACAAACCAGAGCUUCAGUAAUGGCACUCCAGCAUUAACUGAAAGUAUUUAAAUGCUUAGUGUGGUUGAUACCAGCCAUGAUGUGGAAAGACUGCAUGAUUUUGCAUAAAAUUUGCCUUUCUCUGUGUCAUUUUUAAAGAUGAACAUUGAAUAUGUUUAGCCUUUACAAUACAUUUGGUGCCAUUUGUCUGACUGUAUGGGUGAUGGAUGGAAGCAGUUUCUUUCCAAUAUAAAAAUGGCUGUGGCCAAUGCAUCUUUUUUGUUUGUUUGUUUAAUGUACUAAUCAUACCAUCACUGGUGGUGCAGACUGUAGUAUUGAUUAACGAUUGGGUCCUGAAUCUCAGUUGAGUAGACAAGUGUUUCUUAUGUGGGUUUCCUAAGUGGUAAAUUUUUUUGUUGUUAAUCUAUGAAUUUACAGUAAUAAAGCAAUACAAUCAUACAGAUAUCUUCAUUUUCCUGUAUGGUUUACAUUAAGAAGAUACUUUAUAAGAAGAUAUGGACUGCUGUGAACAGGUGCUCAGCAAGGCAAGUGUACUUACCUGCAGCCUCUCCCAUCCUGUGCCUCUUCUCACACUUGUUCCUCCCUGUUCACCCUGAUCCUUGUCUCUCCCUGCUCCUGUAAUAAGUUUUGCUGUCCCUUUCAUAUGUUAAGCUUUGCACAGUCCUGCAAGCCCUCUCAAAUGAUGAUCAUGUUUUUCCCCCUUUAUUGAUCAAAGCUGAGGUUGACGCUCUUCAAGGCUAUACCAGAGCAAGUUCCUUUAAAUGGCUUAUCAAUCAGUGGCUGAAGCCUUCUGCUCUUCAUUGUUCUCUCUUACCACUUGCUCACAAUGUUUGUGUUGUCUAUGUGUUCCUUUGUUUCUUAUUUCUUUUGUACUGAAUAUUCCUUACCCAGAUAACUUAAUGGACUAGAUGCUCUUACAUUCUACCUAUCCACACCAUUUACAAUUAUGAAGUGAAAUUUCAGAUCACCAACUCGGCUUUCAAGAAUGAGGAAUUUUGGGGGAGAGUGGGUUGCCAUUAAGCAAUUGCAGUUGAGUAGGAGCUCUGCAUGUACAGGCAGAGGCACAAUGUGGAAGAUAAUUUUUUUAAUCUGAAAAACAGAGAUAGUGUACAGAAAGGGGACUGAGGAAAAUGCAUGAAAACGUAAAAUACAUGGAGCUAUCCAGUUAGACUAUCAUAGCAGAACUGGUACUGCUGCACUAAGAGUGACAUAAACUGAAGGUAAACCAGCUUGUGUAUGUUACCCUACACUCAAUUCUGGAAGAGGCAAGUUCUAAUAAUAGUUUGCUAAGAACUCUGAGGGAAAAGUGUCGACAUCUGUUACCCUUUUUAUGAAUUGUGAUAAACUAGUGGUAGUCUUAGUUUCCUAGAGGAGCCAGGAAGUGGUUUUUUUUAAAUUCUGAAGUAUACAACAUUUAUGCAAGGAAGCAUUUAAACAAGAUAAAGAUUUAACUAAGACCGCUAUUCCCAGACAUAUUCUCCUUUCACAGCAGAAGCACAGAAAUAAAAACCUGCAAACUACAUUCCGAAUUAAAAAAUUAAAUCUGUACCCUGAACAAUUUCCUAGAUUUUGUUCUAUUUCAGGUCUUUGAUUUGGAUCCUUUGGAAACAUGAAUUAGAAAUACAUUUCAGUAAUUCAACAACUAACAUGCUCAUGUUUAUUUUAGAUUUGAAUUUCACGUAUCAGUUGUUGGUUUUAAAUGGCUAAAGCCUAGUGAAAGUGUUAAACGAGGGAGAAGAACUCAAGGACAAUUCACUGCGAUGAAUAGAGAGGUUUUGUAGGUAGGGUAAUGUUGAAAUUCAGAGGUAUUCUUUGUGUUCCUCUAGCGUGUCCUGCUUUGUAAUCUUUUAAAGAAAUAGCUUCUUUCAGUUGUUAUUCAGUUGUAAUAACUAGGAAAUUGCACGCUCUCCUGAGCGAGCAACUGUUUUCUGCAAAACAUGAAACAGGUCACGUUGUGCUGUACAGAAAAGCACAGUUAUCUUAAAAUUAAAAACAAAAAUCAAAGACUACAGUGGCUUUGUGCUCCUGCAGUGUAUGUCAGCAACUUUUGUGCCUGUGUUCUUUUGGGUGGAUGAACUUUCUCUUUUGUUCCAUUUAUUUAAUAAAUACUUCUGCUAACA